ACGGAGGGAGUAUUAUCUUUAUCACUGUUCUUAUUGCAUCCAUGUACCUCAUCUGAUGUUAUGGUCAUGUUCAGAUUUGUUUCUCUCUGUUUCUUUGUGUCUGGGCUGCCUGUUUCUUUUCGCGGUUUGCUAUCGGAGAGGCGAUCACUCUUGUCAAAUCUCAGCAGCCAAUGAGCACCACCCAGAGUGCCAGGUCAUCAGCAACGACCAGAUAAAGAAGCGGAUGAGAUGCCACUCCACUUCACUCCUGCUGCUUGUAUCCUCCUCGUCGUCUUUCCCCUUCCUUCCCUCCUCCGUCGUCCAAGCUUUCUCCAGAAAGGGGGAAGAAGGGACGAGGAGCCCAGCAUGCCGCUCUGCAGCUUCUACGCCUCCACGUCCGUCCCCGUCGUCAAGCCCCAGCAGUCCGUCGCCUCCUCCAAGCCCCCCUCCACGGCGGCGGCCUCUGUGACUACAACUGUGCCGAUGCGCAGUGCGACGACGGCGACGGUAACGACGGCCGUGCCCACAGCGAGCCAAACGCUGUCGCUGCACCUGCCGGAGCUGCCGUCGCAGGUGAAGGACAAGAUCCUGAGCCUAGAGCUGAUGGGCGUGGACUACAGGCGCGCGCUGGAGCUGAACCCGGCGCUCCGCGACGCGGCGCCGGAGUCCAUCCACGCGGUGGUGUCGUUCCUCCAGUCCCGCGGGCUCCAGUUCAAGGACCUGGGCCGCGUCUUCGGCAUGUGCCCGUCCGUGCUCACCGCCAGCGUCCGCGCCGACCUCCGCCCCGUCUUCGCCUUCCUCUCCGAGGACCUGUGCAUCCCGGAGUCGGCGCACCGGCGCGUGGUGAUCAAGUGCCCGCGCGUGCUGGCCUGCAGCGUCCGCGACCAGCUCCGCCCGGCGCUCAUCUACCUCCGCCGCCUGGGGUUCCGUGACAGCCGCGCGCUGGCGCUGCAGGACCCGAUCCUCCUCGUCUCCAGCGUGGAGCGCACCCUGGCGCCGAAGCUGGAGUACCUGGCCGGGCUGGGCAUGUCGCGGGACGACGCCGUCGCCAUGGUGCUGCGGUGCCCGGCGCUCUUCACCUUCAGCAUCGAGCGGAACUUCAGGCCCAAGUUCGAGUACCUGGUGGACGCCAUGGGCGGCGGCGUCGAGGACGUCAAGGCCUUCCCGCAGUACUUCGCCUUCAGCCUCGAGAAGCGGAUCGCGCCCCGCCACCGCGCCGCGGAGGACGCCGGCGUCGCGCUGCCGCUGCCGGACAUGCUCAAGGCCACCGACGAGGAGUUCAGGGAGAUGCUCGACAAGGAGCGGGAGCUGCUGCAGGAGCAGACAGCGACGACGGACUGAUCGAGGGCCGCGCCAUGCUUUGUAUGCUUGUUUGCGCCUGAUCCGAAGAAUGCAAGUAUUCAACCGCCGUCUACAUGGCGAGUGUCCUGGCCAUGACGGUAGCAAUGUAGCCAUUUGAUUUGAGUAAUUAUUAGCCUGUACAUAUGCAUUAACAAUAUUAUUUGGUUAGUAGCCACGACUCGUAAGCUCAGGAGAGAUGCCUGUUCUUCCUCCAAUUGAAUAAGCACCGUGCAGGAAGUCGUGCCUCUAUGUACAAAAAAAAUACAUGUAUGAAUUUUGUAUGAAUGUACCAACAGCCUUAAAUUUAUCAACCGAAUAUGUCAGUCAUUCA
This is a messenger RNA of Sorghum bicolor (sorghum), 1651 nucleotides long. RefSeq names its product transcription termination factor MTEF1, chloroplastic. The transcript has a single exon. Gene Ontology annotation, biological process: regulation of DNA-templated transcription. The record is from RefSeq and is a predicted model, not a curated record. Gene Ontology annotation, molecular function: double-stranded DNA binding. Lineage: Eukaryota; Viridiplantae; Streptophyta; Magnoliopsida; Poales; Poaceae. Bases 229 to 1320 code for a protein of 363 amino acids.